This is a messenger RNA of Camponotus floridanus (Florida carpenter ant), 744 nucleotides long. RefSeq names its product transmembrane protein 17B. Gene Ontology annotation, cellular component: ciliary transition zone. The transcript has 4 exons. NCBI's taxonomy places the organism in Eukaryota, Metazoa, Arthropoda, Insecta, Hymenoptera, Formicidae. Gene Ontology annotation, biological process: non-motile cilium assembly. Bases 178 to 744 code for a protein of 188 amino acids. The record is from RefSeq and is a predicted model, not a curated record.
AUGCGAUUAUUCGCCAGAGGGCUACAGAUUUAAAGUUGCAAUAUUGGCGACACUGGUUGUUAGUGUUCAUCGUUGCGAUUAGAUUCUGUGUGCAAAUUGAAAUACAAAUUCUGCUUCAAAUUAUGUACAAUUGAAUUUUACACUUGUAUCCGAAACGUGAGAAUUUCAUUAUAAGCAAUGUGGAUGUGGAGGACAUCAAUUGUCACCGCAUCGGAUCGUAUAUUUCCCGGUUUAGCUUAUUAUGAUCGAAAAAAGGAAUUUUAUGAUGUAGGAAAUCAAAUACAAUCCAAUUUACCACUCCAAAUGGCAUUAUACUUUAAUGUAGGGAUAUUUCCAUUGUGGUUUGUUGUAAUAAUUGUUAACUUGGAUGCUAAAUAUUAUUACUUGACAGAUGUAUACAAAAUUAUAACUAUAGCAGUAUUUGUUGUUAUAUCAACAUUGGAAAGUUUACGACUAUAUUUGGGAUAUCUUGGAAACUUAGCUGAGAAGAUACCAGAACUGGCAAGUUUUUGGCUAAUAUCCACUCUUAUACAUUUCCCUUUAGAAAUGUUCCUCCUUUUUGAUAAUAAAACUAUACCUCAUUUUAGCGAAACAAUUGCUAAUGGUGUCAUGAGUCUGUUGCUUGUUAUUGAAAUUAUAACAGCUACGAUAGCUUUAAAACAGUUGGCAAAUCAUCAUGCUAAAAGAUUUUACAUUGCACAAUUAUAUGGAAUUGAUAAUAUAGAGUACAUUAAUGUGUAUUGA